Molecule: messenger RNA, 1418 nt
Organism: Sitodiplosis mosellana (orange wheat blossom midge)
Lineage: Eukaryota; Metazoa; Arthropoda; Insecta; Diptera; Cecidomyiidae
Product: BTB/POZ domain-containing protein 3-like
Exons: 2
Coding region: 149-1399 (416 amino acids)
Biological process (GO): neurogenesis
Cellular component (GO): cytosol
Molecular function (GO): protein binding
Source: RefSeq, a predicted model, not a curated record
UCUUUGCACAACACAAUUCAUUUGGUAUCUGUACACAUCGAAAUCUAAGCUAUUUCACAACAUUAAAUCAAACAACAUUCGCAAUUGUUCGGAAAAAUUGCAAAAAUGCCAUAAUUUGAUCAAAAAAUUGUUGAAAAUCAACACAACGAUGAGCGACACAGUGAAAGAGCAGUUGUUCGAAGAAGACAACGAUUUGGCACGAAGCAAUUGCGAUAAGUUGUAUCUGGAUUCAACGACCGCUGAUGUGAAUUUCGUGUUUGGUGAAGGCAUCGACAGCGUUACGGCCCAUAAAAUUCUCUUAGCUUGCGUCAGUACGGUAUUUCACACGAUGUUCUACGGUUCGUUACCUGAAAAAGGAGACAUUGUUAUUGAAGAUGCAUCUCGCGACGCGUUCAAAGAGUUUCUGCAAUUUUUCUACUUGAGCAAAGUGCGACUUUCAUCGGAACACAUCUUUCAAGUGGUGAAUUUGUGCAAGAAAUACGAGAUGGCCGAUGCGUUGAAACGCUGCGAAGCUCCGAUGCAAAAGUCAUUGAAAGUCAACAACAUGUGUACGGGUUAUUCAGUGGCAUUACUGCUUGAGAUGAAAAAUGUCAUCGAAUUCUGCGAACGAGAAAUCAAAGAGAAGCCAACCGAAGUUUUGAAAUCGACUAAUUUCUUGGAAUGCGACCACAAACUUCUCGACAAAAUACUACAGUUGGUGUCAUCGAAGUGCAGUACAUCAGCCAUUGUCGAUGCAUGCAUGGCUUGGGCCAAAACCGAAUGUGAACACAAAAAUGUGCGCAUAAGUCCAGCAUCUUUGAAGACACAGCUCAAAGAUUCACUCGAACGAAUACCGUUUGCUGAAUUGACCAAAGGACAGUUCGCUGAAUUUAUCGCUGCGUAUAAUGGGUUUUUCCUCAAGAAAGACUUGGAAGAAAUCAUUUUGGAGGUGAUGUCAAAGAAAGCAAAGGCAAAUGUUCCAGCCCCUCAACCGUUGUACGUACUGGACUGUGACAGACGGUUGAAGAACAAAGCACAUGUGUAUGUUCGGCUCACAAUGCCAAACUUCAGCACCUUUGAUACAAACGCACGACUUUUGCUCACGGAAUUCUAUGUCGCAAAAGCCGCACUCCCAAAAGCAUUACUCGCUCUGGCAAGACUAUAUACCCGUGGCAAGGAAUUGAGCGGAACGGUAAUUGAUCUCAUCCCAGAUAAGACCACUCAUGUCGUUCUACCCAACCCGAUUAUCAUCGAUCCAAAAGUUGCAUACAACCUAACCAUUGAGGGGAGUGGCAAUAUUGGCUUCAAGAAAAAACCACUUGCCAAUCAAAUCAAAAUGAGAGACGGCAUCGAAAUCAAUUUUCUCAGUAGCAACAGUAUUAUCACGCGUCUGGUGUUCCAGCAAAUCAUCGGCUACUGAUGACAUCAAACUUUUUUUU